AGGCCCGCGGGCGGCGGCGGCGGCGGAGCUGGGCAGGUUGCUGCGGCUGGAAGAUGGCUCCCUCGGGCCCGGGCAGCGUCAGGCGGCGGUGCCGGCGGGUGCUCUACUGGAUCCCGGUGGUGUUCAUCAGCCUGCUGCUGGGCUGGUCCUACUACGCCUACGCCAUCCAGCUGUGCAUAGUGUCCAUGGAAAACAUUGGUGAACAAGUUGUGUGCCUGAUGGCCUAUCAUCUGCUUUUUGCAAUGUUUGUCUGGUCGUACUGGAAAACUAUCUUUACAUUACCAGUGAAUCCUUCAAAAGAAUUCCAUCUCUCUUAUGCAGAGAAAGAAUUGUUGGAGAGAGAGCCAAGAGGGGAAGCCCAUCAGGAAGUUCUUAGGCGAGCAGCCAAAGAUCUUCCUAUCUAUACCAGGACCAUGUCUGGAGCAAUUCGAUAUUGUGACAGAUGCCAACUCAUAAAACCAGAUCGCUGCCAUCACUGUUCCGUCUGUGAUAAAUGUAUUUUGAAAAUGGAUCAUCACUGCCCAUGGGUGAACAAUUGUGUUGGAUUUUCAAAUUAUAAAUUCUUCCUUCUUUUCUUGGCUUACUCUCUGCUGUACUGCCUUUUUAUUGCUGCUACAGAUUUACAGUAUUUUAUCAAAUUUUGGACAAAUGGCCUACCUGAUACUCAAGCCAAGUUCCAUAUUAUGUUUUUAUUCUUUGCUGCAGCUAUGUUUUCUGUCAGCUUGUCUUCUCUGUUUGGCUAUCAUUGUUGGCUAGUCAGCAAAAAUAAAUCUACAUUAGAGGCAUUCAGAAGUCCAGUAUUUCGACAUGGAACUGAUAAGAAUGGAUUUAGCUUGGGUUUCAGUAAAAACAUGCGACAAGUUUUUGGUGAUGAGAAGAAGUAUUGGUUGCUACCCAUUUUUUCAAGUCUAGGUGAUGGCUGCUCCUUUCCAACUUGCCUUGUCAACCAGGAUCCUGAACAACCAGCUACUCCUGCAGGACUGAAUUCAACAGCUAAAAAUCCUGAAAAUCAUCAAUUUCCUGCAAAGCCAUUGAGAGAGUCCCAGAGCCACCUUCUUACUGAUUCUCAGCCUUGGACAGAGAACAGCACAAAUCCAGGAAAAGGCAAAGCUGGUAUGAGCAAUCCUGCAUUAACUAUGGAGAAUGAGACUUAAAUCUUCAAGCAAAAUAAAUUCAUAUUUUAUAAAAGUAAGAUACCAGUGCUGUAGAAGAAUGGAAGAGGCUUCCCACAGGAAGGUGCCAUCGGCCAGUUGUUCCUAUAUUCAUUUGGCUAGAUGGAUACAAAGCUUUCUUUUUCUUUUUUUCCUCUCUUUUCUUUUUUUUAAUCCUCUCCUUUUUCUUUCUUUCUUUCUUUAUUCCAGUGCUGGUGAUAGUGCCCGGGCCUUGCACAUGCUAAGCAAGUGCUGUCCCACUGAGCACCAUCCCCAUCCCUGGAUCUACAGAAUAUUAACUGGUUAGUUAGCCCUUGCUUAAAGCAUACCACAUUUAUUGUUAUAACUAUCAGCAUCCUAUUAAGUAUUAAACAUAGUUAUGGCUUAUGAAUCAAAGGGGAAAUAAAUUCUAUCAAAAACUGGGAAUAAAUUCAUGGGCUAAUUUUUACCCAAAGAUUUGGGUUGCAUAGUUUAUCAUAUAGAAAGCCCACUGAUUGUCUGAGUUUCUGAUUCAGAAAAUUGAGACUAAUAUUGUUUAAGAUUUAAAGUCAUAUUAUAAUGUUAGGCUUUAUUUAUAAAACUUACUAGUUACUUUUAAGAGAAAGUGUCAAAAAAUCAGACUUUAUUUUUUUUCUCCCCUUGAUGUGAAUCUGGCCUCAGACUAUAAGUGAACUGUAGUUAACUGUGAAUUCAUUACAAAGUCUAAAUGGCCUACAGUUGAAGAUCACUAAACAUUUUUGCUAGAUUUUCAUUCUAAUUCUAAUCUUUGUUCCCUGCUAGAAAAUAAGUGUAAAAUUGAAGCUUGAACUAACUGAUACAGCAAUUGGCUAGAAAACUUUUGUCAGAACUAAUAUAGUGUUUUGACAAAUUUUGUUACAUCAGAAAUGUAUUUUCAUCUCUUCUAAUCUUAAAACAGAGGGGGGUAAAAUCUGUGAUAACAAUUAUGAAAUUUGUUUAUAAUAUUCUUUAGUUUUGCUUUUUGUUUUGUUUUGUUUGUACCGGGGAUCGAACUCGGGUCCUUACGCUUGCACAGCAGGCGGUAAAACCACUGAGCUAAAUCCCCGGCCCUAGUUUUGCUUUUAUAAAAUCUCUUUUUAGGUUAUUUCUCCUGUUAAAUAUAGUGAAAAUAUUAAAUCUCUGAUAGGAAUUCCUGAUGGAUCGUUGGAUUAACCUUGAAAUGAUAUUUAUAUUAUUUCUGUAUUCUCAUUAAAACUAUGACAGUUCACUUAUAUUUUUCCUCAAAUACCCAUUAAGAUUAAAUUAUGCAAAUCAUUAAACAAAAAUCAUACACUUUUAGAAGUUUAGCUCAAUAUGAACUAAAUGGUGAACUGUUUGGAAAUUUAGUUUAAGAUAAACUAAAAUAAUGUGUUUAUUGAUGCCAAAAUGUUUGGCUUCAGUAAGUAUACUCAGAAGCUCUUGUGCCUUGUACGCACUAUUUACAAAAUGACAGUAACUUAUUUUUUAAAAAACAAUAUUGAAUAGAGUGUAAGUUUUUAAAAUGUUAACAAUUAGGAUAAACUGUAUACUUUCUUUGGUACUAAUUUGAGAAAUUAAAGCAGAUUAUGUUUUAAACUCAGCUAAGUAAAUGGUCUAAACAAAAGUCUAACACAUCACAAAAUAAAAGACCAGGACAUAAUGGAGUAAAAGAUCCUUGUAGUUACUCAUCCUUACUAAAAGUAUGAAGAAUUUCAUAUUAAAUGUGUUUAUGGAAGAACCUGUCAAGCAAGUCCAUUUUGUAGUUCAUUUGAGUACUUUUUUUAAACAGUAGGAUGGUAGUUUUUUCACAUUUUUUUAAGCUAAAGAGUUUGAUGACAAUCAGCUUGAAGAAAUCUCAGAAGAUAUGACACAUUUUCACUUUUACCUUCAAGUAUUUUUUGGUCACUUAUUAUUACCUGAAGUGCCAGACUGGAACCUAUAACUCCUGCUAGAAAGUCUUAAGGGCAACAGUAUCAUAUGAUUAAUUAUAUGCAAGCAGAUUUUUUGAAAGCACAGUGCUUACUAUACCUGUUUUCCUGGACAGGAUCAAACUGGAAGCCAAGGAAAAAUAAGAGGGAUUUUAAUCUUUUACUCUAUUACAAUAUUGUUAAUUUUCCUCCCUUUAGGUCUUUUAUGUACUUUCUUAAAUACAUAAGUCAACACACAUUAGAAUGAGAUUUGAAAAUAUUAAGAAAUGAAUAAACUUUUUUUCAUCACCUUG
This is a messenger RNA of Heterocephalus glaber (naked mole-rat), 3348 nucleotides long. It is a transcript of the gene Zdhhc2, whose product is annotated as zDHHC palmitoyltransferase 2. The record is from RefSeq and is a predicted model, not a curated record. NCBI's taxonomy places the organism in Eukaryota, Metazoa, Chordata, Mammalia, Rodentia, Bathyergidae. Gene Ontology annotation, molecular function: palmitoyltransferase activity.